AUGGCAGCAGAGGAGGAACUGAGUCAGCUCCAACAGAACCCAUUCUUUGAGAAAUAUGCUAGCAAGAUUGCUGCAUUCCAGCAGUGUGUUAUCCUCAAAUUCCCAAGCAUGAAGCUGGAAGAUAUCUUGAAGGUGGAUCUUAUUGCUGGGAAGACUGCAGAUGAAGUACAACAGAUAUGGGAAGAAUAUCAUAAAGGGAAAGAGAAUUACCUUGCAGCUGUUGUACCUCCCUCCAUCUUCCAGCGGAUCAAUGAAACUGCUUCAAAGUAUCCCUUGUUUCUACUUCCUCUACCCCGAAAGCAAGGGUAUGAGUUCUUCUUCCUCCAGUAUGCUGGAGACGAAUUUCAUUUUACUUCUCUCAUCAAUUAUCAGGCCUUUCAAGAAAAUGCUCCAGAUUGCCUGGUGCUGCAUUACUACAAAGAACUGGCAGAUGAGAAAGGGUUGAUUCUGCUAAGAGGAGAAUUUGAUUCAAAAGUCCUUACUGGAAUGGAGGCCCAGUGUUUAGCCAAUCAGGUGCAGUUAUACUAUGGAAGUGAGGAUGCAACCUCACCCAAGAGACAGAAGCUUCUCGACACUUUCAAUGUGAAACCCUCAGAGUUCAAGCACAUGGACCUCAUUUCCUUUCUUGAGUUUCCUCUCUCUUGAGAGAGCAUUUCUCUCAUUUCUUGUCUCAGC
Messenger RNA from Darwinula stevensoni, 675 nucleotides. The record is from the annotation of a GenBank genome assembly. Lineage: Eukaryota; Metazoa; Arthropoda; Ostracoda; Podocopida; Darwinulidae.